Molecule: messenger RNA, 2565 nt
Organism: Closterium sp. NIES-65
Lineage: Eukaryota; Viridiplantae; Streptophyta; Zygnematophyceae; Desmidiales; Closteriaceae
Source: the annotation of a GenBank genome assembly
AUGGCGCGAGAUUAUCACGUGCUGCGCCCGGGAGUUGGUUAUUUCCGGCCCAUCGACCAGACGUCGCACGGUGGUAACCGCGUGGAUCUGAUGAAGAAGGUGUUUCACAUCAACACGCCCCCAGAGGACAUGUACGCGCUCACCCAGGACCAGGCCUACUCGCUGCUGGCGGCUGACAAGAUCGACGAUUUGCUGGAGGCGGUCAUAUCAGCGUAUGAGCGCCACAAGCGGCACCACGACUUUGUGGUGGUGGAGGGCACGUCCAUGCGGGAUGGGUCCAACACGUCGCCCAUCAACGGGCUCAUUGCGUCGGCCCUCGAGUCCCCUGCCCUGCUGCUCACUGAUUGCAUCGCCGCUUCGCACCACCACCCGAAGCACCAUGAGGCGGGGGGCCGGUUUGAGGCGUGGGACUUUGAGAAGGAGGCGGCGAGCUGCAUCUUGGACCAUGCGCGCAUCAUGAGGCAGAGCAGCGUCGACAUCGCCGGCGCCCUGCUCUACCGCACGCCCAGGACGUCCAGAGGAACCACCCGCCUCAGGCAGUACAUCACUGAAGCGGGGAUUCCCUUCCUGGGCGCCCUCCCUGCCGACAAGUCUUUGGAGUCCUUCCAGGUGGAGGACGUGAGGAGGGUGCUGCACGCGCAGGUGCUCUACGGAGAGGACACCCCCCACGCGGCCAACAGCAUGGCCACCGAGAUCACCAAAACCAUGGUGGCAACUCUGCACCUCGCUGAGAUCCUCACGCUCAUCCCGCCCUCCGACGACCCCGCUAGAGGCGCCCUCGUUAUAGCGCACGCCAGCCGCCCGGAUAUCCUGCUCGGGAUGAUCGAUCUGCAUGAGACGCAUCUGAGCACCCAGGUGGCGGCGAUGGUGCUGACGGGAGGGGCGCCUCCUCCUGCUGAGGUGGACGAGCUGAUUCGGACCCGCCCCACGCGAGUGUCCCUCCCAGUGCUGCUGGCCCCCAAGGCCACCUACGACACAUGCCUGGAGCUCGCAAAGGCUGACUCGGAGUUGCACGCUACCUCCACCAGGAAGAUUGAAAGGGCUGAGGUCAUGUUUCACGAGCAUGUGGACAUGCGAGUACUCAACCAAGUCCUCUUCAAGGAGCGCCCUCUCCGCAUGAACCCCAAGCUAUUCCAACACGGCAUCUUUGAGAAGGCUAGAGCCGCCCAGUCACACGUCGUGCUGCCAGAGGGUGCAGAGCCGCGCACGGUGCAGGCAGCAGGUGAGGUGCUCAGGCGUUCCUUGUGCCAGCUGACUCUGGUCGGCAAGCCAGACCUCAUCCUCACCCAGGCCAAGCAGCUUCGGGUGGACCUCACCGGAGCUAACAUCGUCAACCCAGCCUCGGCGCCGAACCUGGAGACCUACGUGGAUAUUCUCUAUGAGGCUCGGAAGUCCAAAGGCAUGACCCGAGCAGAGGCACAGGAGGUGCUGAUCACGGACGCCAAUUACUUUGGCACAGCCAUGGUGGCAGCAGGGGACGCCGAUGGCAUGGUGUCAGGGGCCAUUCACACCACCGCCAACACCGUUCGACCUGCCCUGCAGAUCAUCAAGACCCUCCCAGAGACCCCCAUCGUUUCAUCAGUGUUCUUCAUGUGUCUGCCCGACAAGGUUCUCGUGUACGGUGAUUGCGCCAUCAACACCAAUCCGACGGCUGAGGAGCUUGCGAUGAUCGCCAUGUCAUCCGCUGACACGGCGGCAGCCUUUGGCGUGGAGCCACGUGUGGCUCUGCUGUCGUACGCCACUGGGGAUUCCAACACAGGUCCGCUGAUUCAGAAGGUGGCGGAUGCUACAGCCAUCGUGCAUGAGCGCCGGCCAGACCUCAUGGUGGAGGGGCCGCUGCAGUACGACGCUGCUGUGAACAUGGAGACAGCCAAGACGAAGCUCAAGGGACGGACGAGUGAAGUGGCAGGGCAGCGCAGGCCAGAACUCAUGGUGGAGGGGCCGCUGCAGUACGAUGCUGCUGUGAACAUGGAGACAGCCAAGACGAAGCUCAAGGGGAAGACCUCUGAAGUGGCAGGGCAGGUGGGCAGGCCAGAGCUCAUGGUGGAGGGGCCGCUGCAGUACGAUGCUGCUGUGAACAUGGAGACAGCCAAUACGAAGCUCAAGGGGAAGACGUCUGAAGUGGCAGGACAGUGCAGGCCUCACCUCAUGGUGAACAUGAAGACAGCCAAGACGAAGCUCAAGGGGAAGACGUUUGAAGUCGCAGGGCAGGUGGGUGCAAGGAGUUUCUUGCUGCGGGAGUUUCUAGUUACGAGUAUGUCUGGACUUCGAUCCCCUCAUUCCCUCUCUCUCCCUUCCCUCAUUCCCUCCCGGUCCCUCCUUUCCCUCACACCUCCCCUGCACCUCCAGCCUGAGUGCCCAUUUGCCCUCAUCUUAACCCUCCACUCACUCUUUGUCUCUCCUUUCCCCCAUCCACCCCUAUUAAUCUUCCUUACCCCUUUCCCUGCCUCAAUCCCGCCGCUUCCUCUCCAGGUAUCGGUGCUCAUUUUCCCGGAUCCUCAACACCCGGCGACAACACGUACAAGGCAGUGCAUGGGAGGCUGUUCCCCCAUCCCCCCCUCUUAA